Messenger RNA from Radiomyces spectabilis, 1597 nucleotides. RefSeq lists its product as uncharacterized. NCBI's taxonomy places the organism in Eukaryota, Fungi, Mucoromycota, Mucoromycetes, Mucorales, Radiomycetaceae. Gene Ontology annotation, cellular component: 90S preribosome; nucleus. Gene Ontology annotation, biological process: maturation of SSU-rRNA. The transcript is spliced from 7 exons. The record is from RefSeq and is a predicted model, not a curated record. Bases 29 to 1408 code for a protein of 459 amino acids.
CCCAGAUCAGUUGGGAUUGAUUGACAGCAUGGCACAUAAAAAAGAACGAGGAUCCAAAGAGAAUCUCUUGUGGAAAAUUGAUUAUCUGGCUGCUCAGAUUGGUCAAGAUGCGCGUUUUGACUCUGCAAAGGCCGCGGCAUCGGCCAGGAAAUCGCAAAAGAACAAAGCUUCAGCUCAAGACAAACGAGCCAACAAGGCUGAUCUCGAAAACGAGCUCAAGGAGAUGCGACUUCGAAAAUUGCAAGCAAAACUGCAUCAAGCUCGAAAGGAAUUGCGAAGCCAGUUGAAAAAGAGUAAAGCGACCGAUGCACUAAAACUGCAGAAGAAACUACGUGACGCUCAGAAAAGUCUGGAAAAGGAGCCAUCAACAAGUGCAGAUACUGAAGAAAACGAAAAAACCUCAGAAAAUGAUACCACAGCAGCAAAGAAGCGUCCGAUCACAGCCGAGCAUAUCAAGAAAAUAGAAAAGGAUUUGGAGGCAUCAAAGGGUAUCGAUCUGGACGUGCUGGCCGAAAAAACAUUGCGCAGCAAAAUAUUGAAACAUCGAACGUUAAAGCAUCACGAGUUGGUGGCAUUGCUCUUCUCCGAACAAAAAUCACCUGGGGAAACGAACGCAUCUGAAAAGGAAACAAAUGCAACGGAGAAAGCAAAUGUAGCGGAGGAAGGAAAUUCUAGUGACCAAGUGAAGGCCGUUCAGGCCGAUACUGACUCACCAAUGACCGAGAAAGACCAGACUUUGACCGCUCCUCUGGAUUCAAAGCUACCACCAUCGGAUAUGGCGCGAUUGAAGGAAAAUGCAGAGACGCGAUUGCUGGCAUCCAAGCUAGUGCAGCAAGAUAUUGCGAAACUGUUGCAGGAGAUGGAGGCGAUCAUUAUCGGGCGUCCUGCGAAACCGGCCAAAGAUGGGCGAAAGGAAACUCAGCAAAAGGAAGGAUCAGCAUCCACAGGGGAGAAGCGCAAAGACAGACAAAGUGGCGAUCCGUCUAUGUUUGUAAGCUCUUUGCAAGGUACAGCCAACAGCAGUGGGGAUGAAGCCGGCAAGAAACGUGCCAAGAAAGACAAUCCACGUUCAACGGAUUGGGUUGAUCCGGAUUUCGACAAGUAUUAUAAGGGCAUAGAAAAGAAAAACAGACCCGGUCAACGAGCACGACGACAGAAAUGGGAGGAGAUGUAUGGCGACAAAGCAAAACAUGUGCAAGCAGAAAGAGAAAAGGAUCAAAAAGCCAGAGAAGAAAAGGCGAAACAACAGGUGAAGAAUAAGUCGCAGAAACCACAGAUAAUGGCCGAAGACAUGGAAACUUUCCAUCCUUCCUGGCAAGCGAAACGACAGCAGCAAGAAAUGAUGGCCAAGGCAUUAAGUGGGCAAGGCGGGGCCAACAAGAAGAUUGUUUUUGAUGAUACCGAUUAAAAUCAUAGCAGUCAUUCCUUUUUUUUUUUUUGUCCAUUCCAAACUCGUUCCUUUUUUAUUCAAUCAUCCCGAUGCAUUAACAGACACAUUUUGUAUAAAAGAAUAAAAAAGCCAUUAUAAUAUGCAUACAUUCAUAAUUGAAUGCACACUGUUUCUCUUCUUCCAUUUUAUAAAAAUAAAAGAGAAUUC